Messenger RNA from Mesorhabditis spiculigera, 1566 nucleotides. The record is from the annotation of a GenBank genome assembly. NCBI's taxonomy places the organism in Eukaryota, Metazoa, Nematoda, Chromadorea, Rhabditida, Rhabditidae.
AUGUUGCUGGUGCUCUGGAAGUUGGAAGUUUGCACGACGAGGGGCUGUACUCGAACGGCCGCGCUUUUGAUCAACUCCAUCUCCAAGACGACAGACCCGUGCGACGACUUCUACGAGCACGCCUGUGGACGGUGGAUCAGAGAGCACCCAAUCCCGCCCGAUUUGGACCACUACGAUCGGUACAUCGAGCUGGACGACGCGCUGAAGCAUCAAUACAUGACGUUGGACGUCGGCACCAUGUGGAACAAUUGGCUGCAUAUUCAGGAGGAGAUACAAAAGUGUUUCGCCAACCCAACGACUGUCACGAUUCAAGCGGAAGGACUCAAAAGAUGGGAGCGCCACUUUGAUUUUGCUGCUUAUUUCGCGGCGAUCGGUGUGCAAAUCGGGCCAAACACGACGAUUUCGGUGGCGCAGGAGGCGUUUGAUAAGUUUGCCCAACUGCUCGAUGACGGCGCAAAAUCUGAAUUUGCCGGUGAGGCGCUGGUCUACAUGAUUUUCCUGGAGAACCAGCACGGAAUGAGGCGGAGGUAUGUGACGGAAGACACGAUCCGAGAAUGCCACCAGUUCGUCACUGAGGAGGCGAUGCCCCUGUGGACCGUCAGCUUCUACCGACGUCACAUCCUUCAGAACCCGGAUUUCGACAACGAGAAGGCUAUCGUCGAAAACAUGCGCGCCGCCUUCAAGGAGACGCUCAACGAGGACGACUGGCUCGAGCCGGCCACCAAGGAGAAAAUUUUGAGCAUGCUCGAAAAACUCGACCUCUACCUCGGCGCCUUCUACGAGGCCUACAGCGAGGAGAAGCUGAUGGCGCACUACAACAAGCGCCUCCCGAUGGACGCGACCAACUUCUUCGACUGGAAGAGCAGGUUCUACCAGGACGUGGCCGGCAAGGAGUUGUUGUCCGACUCCCGCUACAAACUACAGCUAGACGUCGACGCGUACAGCCGGAAGCUGUAUGCAUGGAUCCCACUCGGCUACCUCGGGUUCCACAGCGACGACUACGCGCUCGAGUACCAGUAUGCGCAGCUCGGAUUUACGAUUGGGCACGAGAUGACGCACACGUUUGAUACGAAUAUCGAAUGGAAAGGCAACGGGACCGUGUUUGCCGGCAACGACCGCGCUGAGUUCGAUGAGAAGACGCACUGCAUCGUCGAGCAGUUCAAGAAUAUCACCCACGCCGACGAGUCAGGAGAGACAGUUACGGAAGCAGGCGAGACCUCGAUCCCGGAGACGAUGUCGGACAACAUGGCCGUCAGGACGUCGUUUAGGGCCUUCCGAAAGGAGCUAAACCGUCGCUACGGCCGAGAGGGCGACGCCUUCCGCCUCCCCGGCCUCGAGCAGUACACCACCGACCAGCUGUUCUUCCUGUCGUUGGCUAAUACUUUUUGCGGCUCCUACACCCCGGCCGGACUUGCUGAAGCCGCUCAGCAAAUCCACCCGCCGCACAAGAGCCGCAUCAGCACGGCGAUGAAAAACUCGGCGGAGUUUGCCAACGCGUUCAAGUGCAAGAAAAACGCACCGAUGAACCCGGAGAAGAAGUGCCGCGUGUGGCGCUACAAGAAGCAC